UAUUCCCAUUCUUCGCCGAUCAUUGGUUACAUAUAAUUAUUCAAUACCGAUUCUAUUUCAGUAGUUCAAUUUUAAAAUGUAUGUAAGAAAAGGAAUAAAAAAUGUUGAUGCAUAUAUAGAUAAGAUUUAUUGCAGGUCAAAAUAUUGUACGUUCAAAUUGUAUAUUCAUAAGAACAUCUCGUGACGUCAAGUUUUAAAGGUUAGUGUUGUGCGUACGUUUAAAGUAUCUGGUUGCGCUUUCUAAGAAGAAAGUUCUUUGCAGACUUUUGAUUGAACUUGACAUCGCUGUGAAAUCGUUCUUUUCGUUAAUUUAUUGUAUGUGUAUAUUGCAUCAUAUACAUUAAAAAAAUAUUGUAUAUGUAUGGUAUUUUUAAAUUUUGAAAAAUAUUUCAAGACAAUAUAUUAUUGUGAUGGCUAAAAUAAUAAAAAGUGUAUGUUCUGCUGCAUGUCAUAUAAAAUCUUCGAUAAAAAAUUUUGGGAGUAUGCAAGCAGCUCCUCUGCAGCAAGCUGCUUUAGAGGAACGUUGCAUUUUGGUGGAUGCGUUAGAUAAACCUCUUGGUGAAGCUACCAAGCGAGAUUGUCAUACGGUUAAUGCAGAUGGACAAGUUCCUCUUCAUAGGGCAUUCAGUGUGUUUUUGUUUAAUGGUAAAGGAGAAUUACUACUUCAAAAGCGAUCUGCUAGUAAGAUAACAUUUCCAAACCAUUAUACAAAUACGUGUUGUAGUCAUCCCUUAUCUGAAAUUCCUGAAGAAACAGAAGAACAGGAUGCAAUUGGAAUACGUAGGGCAGCACGAAGAAGGCUUAAUUAUGAAUUAGGAAUCCCUUUGUCACAAAUUCAUUUAUCAGAUUUUCUGUAUCUAACAAGAAUUCAUUAUCAUGCAGUGAGUGGAUGUUGGGGUGAGCACGAAAUAGAUUAUGUGCUGUUUAUGCAAAAAGAUAACAUCACAUUAAAUCCGAAUCCAGAUGAAAUUAGUGAACUUCAUUGGGUAUCACAAUCCGACAUUAAUCAGUUUGUAAAAAGUAUUAAUUCUCCGUUAAGUCCUUGGUUUGAAUUAAUUCUUAAUCAUAAAUUGCCACUUUGGUGGGAUAAUUUAUAUACUUUAGAAAAAAUACAGGAUCAUAAUACGAUACAAAGAUUCAUAUGAAAUUUUUAUAAAUUUUAAAAGCAAAUGUGACAAAAUUAAAUAAAGUUUUGUAAAUUUAUGUUUUAUAUUAUUUGAUUAUAUGUGUCAAAAAUAUUUUAUGGCUGGUAAUUAUAGAACUAAUGCAUAAUAAUAAUAAAAAAACUAGAAUAUAAAGGUUUUGAAAUAAAAUGUAAAUUUGAUAAGUCAUAUAAAUACACUUUAUUUAUUAACAUAAUAUAGUGUACAUACAAAGUAAGAAGAUGUGUCACAUGAAAACCAAUUUUAUAAUUAUGAAAUAAAAGAUGAAUGAAAUAUUUUUAAAUCAUUCUUUUUAUUGUAAUUAUAUGUACAGGUAAGGAAGUAUACGUGGUUUGUAUAUCUAGAUACCAAAGUUACAUUAACUUGUAAUUACAUAAUUUUUUAUUUCCUUAUGUACCUGUUUAUUACAUUCGAAAUCCGUUUAGCAGUUGCUUUUAUAAAAGAAAUAUAUCUUUGUUUAUUUAUUGAACAUAUGUAUCUAUGUUUAUAAUAUAUAAACAGAAAAUAUAUUUGAGCAUUGAUAGCAUAUUAUAGUAGUCUUUUAAUAUUAAGAGGAUAUGUGUUAUUUAAUUCUUCCUCACUUAUUUUUUUAACACAUGUAUUUAUGAUUGACGAAAAUAAAGAAUACUAAA
Megachile rotundata (alfalfa leafcutting bee) is the source of this 1795-nucleotide messenger RNA. It is a transcript of the gene Idi, whose product is annotated as Isopentenyl-diphosphate delta isomerase. Gene Ontology annotation, cellular component: cytoplasm. The record is from RefSeq and is a predicted model, not a curated record. Lineage: Eukaryota; Metazoa; Arthropoda; Insecta; Hymenoptera; Megachilidae. Gene Ontology annotation, biological process: isoprenoid biosynthetic process; isopentenyl diphosphate biosynthetic process. Gene Ontology annotation, molecular function: isopentenyl-diphosphate delta-isomerase activity.